AUGCACACCACAUUCGUUCACUCUACGGUCGGUCAUUCUUCACUCACUUGGGCCUGCCGCUCGCCUCCGGCUAGAGAUACACACGACAUUCGUUCACUCUACGGUCGGUCAUUCGUCAGUUCACUCACUUGGGCCCGCCGCUCGCCUCCGGCUAGAGAUACACACGACAUUCGUUCACUCUACGGUCGGUCAUUCGUCAGUUCACUCACUUGGGCCUGCCGCUCGCCUCCGGCUGGAGAUGCACACCACAUUCGUUCACUCUACGGUCGGUCAUUCGUCAGUUCACUCACUUGGGCCUGCCGCUCGCCUCCGGCUGGAGAUGCACACCACAUUCGUUCACUCUACGGUCGGUCAUUCGUCAGUUCACUCACUUGGGCCUGCCGCUCGCCUCCGGCUAGAGAUACACACGACAUUCGUUCACUCUACGGUCGGUCAUUCUUCACUCACUUGGGCCUGCCGCUCGCCUCCGGCUGGAGAUGCACACCACAUUCGUUCACUCUACGGUCGGUCAUUCGUCAGUUCACUCACUUGGGCCUGCCGCUCGCCUCCGGCUGGAGAUGCACACCACAUUCGUUCACUCUACGGUCGGUCAUUCGUCAGUUCACUCACUUGGGCCUGCCGCUCGCCUCCGGCUGGAGAUGCACACGACAUUCGUUCACUCUACGGCUCGGGUUCACUCACUUGGGCCUGCCGCUCGCCUCCGGCUGGAGAUGCACACCACAUUCGUUCACUCUACGGUCGGUCAUUCGUCAGUUCACUCACUUGGGCCUGCCGCUCGCCUCCGGCUGGAGAUGCACACCACAUUCGUUCACUCUACGGUCGGUCAUUCGUCAGUUCACUCACUUGGGCCUGCCGCUCGCCUCCGGCUGGAGAUGCACACCACAUUCGUUCACUCUACGGUCGGUCAUUCGUCAGUUCACUCACUUGGGCCUGCCGCUCGCCUCCGGCUGGAGAUGCACACCACAUUCGUUCACAUCUACGGUCGGUCAUUCGUCAGUUCACUCACUUGGGCCUGCCGCUCGCCUCCGGCUGGAGAUGCACACCACAUUCGUUCACUCUACGGUCGGUCAUUCGUCAGUUCACUCACUUGGGCCUGCCGCUCGCCUCCGGCUGGAGAUGCACACCACAUUCGUUCACUCUACGGUCGGUCAUUCGUCAGUUCACUCACUUGAUGCACACCACAUUCGUUCACUCUACGGUCGGUCAUUCGUCAGUUCACUCACUUGGGCCUGCCGCGCCUCCGGCUGGAGAUGCACACCACAUUCGUUCACUCUACGGUCGGUCAUUCGUCAGUUCACUCACUUGGGCCUGCCGCUCGCCUCCGGCUGGAGAUGCACACCACAUUCGUUCACUCUACGGUCGGUCAUUCGUCAGUUCACUCACUUGGGCCUGCCGCUCGCCUCCGGCUGGAGAUGCACACCACAUUCGUUCACUCUACGGUCGGUCAUUCGUCAGUUCACUCACUUGGGCCUGCCGCUCGCCUCCGGCUGGAGAUGCACACCACAUUCGUUCACUCUACGGUCGGUCAUUCUUCACUCACUUGGGCCUGCCGCUCGCCUCCGGCUGGAGAUGCACACCACAUUCGUUCACUCUACGGUCGGUCAUUCGUCAGUUCACUCACUUGGGCCUGCCGCUCGCCUCCGGCUGGAGAUGCACACCACAUUCGUUCACUCUACGUUCACUCACUUGGGCCUGCCGCUCGCCUCCGGCUGGAGAUGCACACCACAUUCGUUCACUCUACGGUCGGUCAUUCGUCAGUUCACUCACUUGGGCCUGCCGCUCGCCUCCGGCUGGAGAUGCACACCACAUUCGUUCACUCUACGGUCGGUCAUUCGUCAGUUCACUCACUUGGGCCUGCCGCUCGCCUCCGGCUGGAGAUGCACACCACAUUCGUUCACUCUACGGUCGGUCAUUCGUCAGUUCACUCACUUGGGCCUGCCGCUCGCCUCCGGCUGGAGAUACACACGACAUUCGUUCACUCUACGGUCGGUCAUUCGUCAGUUCACUCACUUGGGCCUGCCGCUCGCCUCCGGCUGGAGAUGCACACCACAUUCGUUCACUCUACGGUCGGUCAUUCGUCAGUUCACUCACUUGGGCCUGCCGCUCGCCUCCGGCUGGAGAUACACACGACAUUCGUUCACUCUACGUUCACUCACUUGGGCCUGCCGCUCGCCUCCGGCUGGAGAUGCACACCACAUUCGUUCACUCUACGGUCGGUCAUUCGUCAGUUCACUCACUUGGGCCUGCCGCUCGCCUCCGGCUGGAGAUGCACACACACAUUCGUUCACUCUACGGUCGGUCAUUCGUCAGUUCACUCACUUGGGCCUGCCGCUCGCCUCCGGCUGGAGAUGCACACCACAUUCGUUCACUCUACGGUCGGUCAUUCGUCAGUUCACUCACUUGGGCCUGCCGCUCGCCUCCGGCUGGAGAUGCACACCACAUUCGUUCACUCUACGGUCGGUCAUUCGUCAGUUCACUCACUUGGGCCUGCCGCUCGCCUCCGGCUGGAGAUGCACACGACAUUCGUUCACUCUACGGUCGGUCAUUCGUCAGUUCACUCACUUGGGCCUGCCGCUCGCCUCCGGCUGGAGAUGCACACCACAUUCGUUCACUCUACGGUCGGUCAUUCGUCAGUUCACUCACUUGGGCCUGCCGCUCGCCUCCGGCUGGAGAUGCACACCACAUUCGUUCACUCUACGGUCGGUCAUUCGUCAGUUCACUCACUUGGGCCUGCCGCUCGCCUCCGGCUGGAGAUGCACACCACAUUCGUUCACUCUACGGUCGGUCAUUCGUCAGUUCACUCACUUGGGCCUGCCGCUCGCCUCCGGCUGGAGAUGCACACCACAUUCGUUCACUCUACGGUCGGUCAUUCGUCAGUUCACUCACUUGGGCCUGCCGCUCGCCUCCGGCUGGAGAUGCACACCACAUUCGUUCACUCUACGGUCGGUCAUUCGUCAGUUCACUCACUUGGGCCUGCCGCUCGCCUCCGGCUGGAGAUGCACACCACAUUCGUUCACUCUACGGUCGGUCAUUCGUCAGUUCACUCACUUGGGCCUGCCGCUCGCCUCCGGCUGGAGAUGCACACCACAUUCGUUCACUCUACGGUCGGUCAUUCGUCAGUUCACUCACUUGGGCCUGCCGCUCGCCUCCGGCGGUCGGUCAUUCGUCAGAUGCACACCACACGACAUUCGUUCACUCUACGGUCGGUCAUUCGUCAGUUCACUCACUUGGGCCUGCCGCUCGCCUCCGGCUGGAGAUGCACACCACAUUCGUUCACUCUACGGUCGGUCAUUCGUCAGUUCACUCACUUGGGCCUGCCGCUCGCCUCCGGCUGGAGAUGCACACCACAUUCGUUCACUCUACGGUCGGUCAUUCGUCAGUUCACUCACUUGGGCCUGCCGCUCGCCUCCGGCUGGAGAUGCACACCACAUUCGUUCACUCUACGGUCGGUCAUUCGUCAGUUCACUCACUUGGGCCUGCCGCUCGCCUCCGGCUGGAGAUGCACACCACAUUCGUUCACUCUACGGUCGGUCAUUCGUCAGUUCACUCACUUGGGCCUGCCGCUCGCCUCCGGCUAGAGAUACACACGACAUUCGUUCACUCUACGGUCGGUCAUUCGUCAGUUCACUCACUUGGGCCUGCCGCUCGCCUCCGGCUGGAGAUGCACACCACAUUCGUUCACUCUACGGUCGGUCAUUCGUCAGUUCACUCACUUGGGCCUGCCGCUCGCCUCCGGCUGGAGAUGCACACCACAUUCGUUCACUCUACGGUCGGUCAUUCGUCAGUUCACUCACUUGGGCCUGCCGCUCGCCUCCGGCUAGAGAUACACACGACAUUCGUUCACUCUACGGUCGGUCAUUCGUCAGUUCACUCACUUGGGCCCGCCGCUCGCAUCCGGCUAGAGAUGCACACCACAUUCGUUCACUCUACGGUCGGUCAUUCGUCAGUUCACUCACUUGGGCCUGCCGCUCGCCUCCGGCUGGAGAUGCACACCACAUUCGUUCACUCUACGGUCGGUCAUUCGUCAGUUCACUCACUUGGGCCUGCCGCUCGCCUGCGGCUGGAGAUGCACACCACAUUCGUUCACUCUACGGUCGGUCAUUCGUCAGUUCACUCACUUGGGCCUGCCGCUCGCCUCCGGCUGGAGAUGCACACCACAUUCGUUCACUCUACGGUCGGUCAUUCGUCAGUUCACUCACUUGGGCCUGCCGCUCGCCUCCGGCUGGAGAUGCACACCACAUUCGUUCACUCUACGGUCGGUCAUUCGUCAGUUCACUCACUUGGGCCUGCCGCUCGCCUCCGGCUAGAGAUACACACGACAUUCGUUCACUCUACGGUCGGUCAUUCGUCAGUUCACUCACUUGGGCCUGCCGCUCGCCUCCGGCUGGAGAUGCACACCAGAUUCGUUCACUCUACGGUCGGUCAUUCGUCAGUUCACUCAGCGACGUCGCCCGCUCGCCUCCAGCACGUUCGGGUCCGGUUGGA
Iphiclides podalirius (scarce swallowtail) is the source of this 4485-nucleotide messenger RNA. Lineage: Eukaryota; Metazoa; Arthropoda; Insecta; Lepidoptera; Papilionidae. The record is from the annotation of a GenBank genome assembly.